CUGUGCUGUUCCGAUGUGCCACAGUGACUGGCCUUUCCCGUGCCUGCGUUCUUCGAGAGCGUCGAAAGUGGCGCAGUAGUUGGACACGCAACCACACGACCAGACCAGAGCAGUGCAUCAGAAAGGGCGGGGCAGGGCUUUUGUCGAAGGCGAAGCGGGUGCUGGAGUUUAGUUUUCCAAGAUAGAUCUAUCGGAUUGUAGUUCCAGUGCCAAGAGUGUAGUAGCCUGGGCAGCCACGAGGCCGUUUGGUUCAGAGAGUUUGAGGCGACGACGGAAGGAACGAUUUGGCUGGCACCUGGUUCUUUGCUCUUCUCGUGGGUAGUAGAUUUGUGUGUGUCUGGAGAGGGAGAAUUGUGCUACUUGACGAACAAACAGGGUAAUAAAGAUGGCGAGUGAGGUGGUGUCUGCAGGAGCAGAUGGGGCAGGAGCAAAUAGCGUUGGGUUAGGGUUCGAAUCGCAUGAGAAAAACCGCAUUCAGGUCUCCAACACGAAGAAGCCUCUCUUCUUCUACGUGAACCUUGCCAAGAGGUACAUGCAGCAGCAUGACGAAGUCGAGCUUUCAGCCCUUGGCAUGGCUAUCGCAACGGUGGUCACAGUCGCCGAAAUUCUCAAGAACAACGGUCUGGCCGUUGAAAGGAGGAUCCUAACUUCGACUAUUGACAUGAGAGACGAAGCGAGAGGCCGUCCAAUUCAAAAAGCUAAGGUCGAAAUCGUCCUAGCAAAGUCGGAGAACUUUGACGAGUUAAUGGCUGCUGCCGCGGAGGAGCGCGAGGUGGCUCCUGAAGUCAAUGGCCACACCUAAACAUGACUAAUAUUCGGAGGAGGAAAGGACUUGUGAUCAAAUAAUGAGUACAGGGAGAUUUGUGAUUGUUGGCAUUCCGCACCUGGAGACAAGGGUGUUGUGAGAAGUAGUGCUUCAGGUGAUGCCACGUGGGGUACUCCAAGGACAAGGUGGAAAAGGCUACGGGGGUUUCUUCUCCAUCGAUCAUGAUAUAACUAUGAAGGGAUGAUGUAACUUCACGAAUAAUGGAAAGGGCCACUUAUUAGAAGCCCUCUAGAUCUUGACCCAGGAGGACCUUUCCCUUGCUAGUAGGGAGGGAUGGAUGAAUGGAUGGAUGGAGAGAUGGACAAAAGUUGCAUCAUUCAUGCAGAGCAGACUAGACUAGGUUAGGUUUGGGGUUUUGUUGUCUGUCUGUGUCUAGUUAAAGCUAUCAAGAGACUGUGAAAUACAUGAGGUUCAGUGACAUGAUUAGUGAAGUACUUAAACAAUUUUCCCCUCCUAGAACAAGCUAGUGUAAAAUUUCUUUGUAGUCAGUGUGCAGGAAGGAAACCAUUCUUAUGUUUAUAGUAGAACUUCUCUGUGUGAAGAGUGCAAGUUCCAACAACUCAUUCAUUUAAAACCUUCGUGACUAUGGGAUAUACUUGUCAACUGAAUGCUUCUUUAAAA
Marchantia polymorpha subsp. ruderalis is the source of this 1447-nucleotide messenger RNA. Lineage: Eukaryota; Viridiplantae; Streptophyta; Marchantiopsida; Marchantiales; Marchantiaceae. The record is from the annotation of a GenBank genome assembly.